GUUAACUGAAGAUUAAAAACACUGGAGGUGCUGCCCCAUGGUGGUGGCGCCUCCCGUCUCUUCCUCCGCCACUUACUUUGCCCCCAUCCAAUCCAAAGCUUAUAUCUUUACCAGUUACAAAUCAAUGGAGCUAUUUGUCAUGACGAACUCAGAUAAGUUUUUCAUUGCUUCUGUUUUUUUUUCCUUAGCUUGUUCACUUUAAUCAGGGCUUGCAUUUGAUAGUGUUGUACUGUGUUAAUGUUUGUGAGUGUGUUGUGUUCUGGUUUGUAGUUACAGACUAGUUUUGAUAAUGCUUGAUUAAGUUUCUUGGAUGGUCAAGCUUGAGUCUUUAAUAAAAGAUAACAGCAACACAAUGAUCCCUGAUUCUUUUUUUUAAAUGGGAAUUGGAGGGGGAUAGAGUUGACCAUCACGUUCCCUAAUUCAAAGCUGAAGGAAUGGAAUAUGAUUCUGUGAGAGUAAGACAGCUCACUUGUUGACCUCAUUAUUUUGGAGUUUUCUUCAAUAAUUGAUUGUUAGAAUGAGUAAACUUUCUGAAUUAAACUACUUGAUGCAAGUCUAGUUUUAGUUGAUUAAUUUUAGUUUAGUUUGGAACUACUCCCCAAAACCAUGUGAAAGGAGACCCAGUUUCCACCUAGCUAGCUCUUACUGCUAAGCUUGGUUCACAAAAUUGGAGGGUAGUGUUGAUUCUGUUGAAGGAAGCAGAAGCGAUGGCGGCAGCUGAUGUUGCUCAAUUUCUGUGGAAAAAGUUCUUGCGGUCUCUAGUGGACCCAGAGUCUGAAUUAUCAGGUUCUAUGAGUCUCUUUUCUUACUUUGAAGCAAUCAAACAUAUCUUAGUAAACACGCAGAUAAUUCCAUUUUCUUUAGAAAUGUUGAUGCCAUGGAAUGCAUCAUGGGAAGUGAAUACUUAUGUUCGGGCAAAUACUUAUCUCUUGGAGCUCAACUAUGCACUGGCAGAGUGCCAAAUCUUUGCAAAGGAGUGCAGGGAGCUUAAAAAGAAGAUUUUACCGUUGAAUCCUUCCGCUGUUUUUUUCAUCCUACAGAUGAAGAAGAGGCUGACGGCACUGAGAAGGAAGUUUGAGACUUUGGUGCUUGAGAGCCCAUCAAUACCUACUUCUAUCUUGAGGGAGCGAAAAGGGAGAAACUCUGUGGAAUGUUUGGGAUUUACUGAGAAGGAUAUAGUGGUGUUAAAGAAGAAUUCAGAAGAAACUGUGGUGUUUUCUGUUGCAAUGAAUUCAGAAGACUUUACAACUAUGGUUGAGCUCUUGGGCUUGCUUGGUGGCUCUGCAGCUGGAAUUGGAUUUACUUCCAUUGGGAUUGUCGGCAUGGCUCGUGUGGUUAAGUCCAUUUUAGUACAAAGACUUGUGGAAGAGACAGCUGUGCUCUCUGAGUUUUCUCCUAUCAUUCAGUUAUGCUUGUCUGAUAUAAUACAAGAACAUAAUGUUGUAGACAACACUAAUAGUGCCAGUGGGGCCAGCAUUAGCAUCAGUAUUGUGAAACUUAUACUUGUAAAGUUGGGGGAGGAGGAGACUGCCGGUAUUUCUGGCCUUGAACUUAAUUCGCUCUUGGAAAGGCUCAACCACCUUUUAUCAGGUAAAAAGUAUUUAAUUGUGUUGGAUGAUGUGUGGCAUAAUAUGGAGUUCUAUAGGGACCUUGGCUAUCAGCUUCGUGAUGGUGAGAAAUUUGGGGAUCGGUUAUCUGAUGGGUUGCCUAAGGAUGGUGGUGGUGCAGUCAUUGUGGUUAGUAGGAUACCAGAAGUGGCUCUAGAUAUGGUGGGGAUAUGCAAAGUACUCUGCAUAAGCGGCUGACCAUGCUCAAAAGGAAGUCUGCAGUCUCCAGUCUGGUGCAUGAACGGCAAAAACACCAAACACCUAUAUCUAACACACCCAGCCCAUCAAUCUCUACACCAAAAGAGAAGACCAGUGUGGCAGAAGAAUGUUUGCCAUUUGCUGAGAAGGUAAAGAACAUUUCAAGUGAAAACGUGCCACUUCUUAAUGUAGGGAUAUAUAGUGAAUUUAAGGACUCCCGCAUGCUUGUUGGUGAUCCAACUGGAACUGGAUUUACAGCAAUUGGGAUAGUUGGCAUGGCUGGCGUCGGUAAGUCCACUUUUGUGCACAAUGUCUUGAAAACCGUGUGGUCUGAAUAUGAUCCCAUAGUUUGGUUAUGCUUUUCGGAUAUAAUCAAAGGUAGAAAACAGGGACCAAAUGUCACUGCCAGUCAUGAGGUGAUCAGCAUUAGCAUUGUGGCAUGUAUCCUCGAAAUGUUGGAGAUUUCCAUAGCGAGGCAAGACCUUGGCAUUGCCGAGCUCUUGGAAAGGCUAAAUCAUAGUUUAUCGGGUAAACGGUAUUUGAUUGUGUUGGAUGAUGUGUGGGACGUUAUGGAGUUCUGUUCAGAUUUAUCUUAUAAGUUACCCGAAGGUGAGAAAAUUGGGGAUCAGUUAUCUCACGGAUUGCCCAAGGACUGUGGUGGUACGGUCAUUGUCACUAGUAGGAUAACUGAAGUGGCUCAACAUAUGGUUGGCUUGGGCCAAAAUAACUUGUUUCUUGUUACGCCUUGGGAUAGAGGACAGUGCUUGUUAUACUUCGACAGCUUUAUCUUCCAUGAAAGAUUACGGUGUGGUAAAGAAAAACGUUUUGGCAUGUCAAAUACAGAAACUGUGAGAAAGGUCCAUAAUGAAAUCCUGGAUCAAGUUUGUGGUCUGCCAUUAAUGAUCAAAACUCUCGCAUACUUAAUCUUUGAAAACCAGAUCAGUCAGAAUGAUUAUAAUAGGUCUGCCCUGAAGAAGAUGUUGAUACCUCGUGAAUUUCUUAUUGAUUGUUCAUGGGAGUAUGUUCCGAUCAACGAAAGAAAUUUCGACUGGGCUCAUGAUAAAAUGUACAUGCCAAAAUGCCCAGUUUUUGUGUUUAUUGAUUUCCAAAGCGACCUUAUAGGAGCUCUAGCUGAAGACUUUCGCUACCAGCUUAAUCGUGUGCAGGUUCUUUCUGUGUUACAUGAGAGUUUCAUUACGCGAAGAUGUUCGCCAAUGAAACCAGAAAGGGCGUUAGAGGAGUUUUAUGGUUCUCUAGCAAAGCUUAAGGGUCAAGGACAUGAUUUUGCUGAUGAAAUUCGAAAGAAGAUGACAUUUAUAGAGUUUUAUGCGAUCUAAAAUUGCCAGACUCACCCUCCAUUGUUCCCAUUGCACUCGGAAUCAAAAGUAACAUUCCAUUUUCGU
Messenger RNA from Rosa chinensis, 3208 nucleotides. Its product is annotated as probable disease resistance protein At4g19060. The record is from RefSeq and is a predicted model, not a curated record. Gene Ontology annotation, biological process: defense response to other organism. Gene Ontology annotation, molecular function: ADP binding. The transcript has 4 exons. Bases 1778 to 3142 code for a protein of 454 amino acids. NCBI's taxonomy places the organism in Eukaryota, Viridiplantae, Streptophyta, Magnoliopsida, Rosales, Rosaceae.